AAGCAAGGCCCGCGGGCGGAGUACUUCGCCCGCGUAACCUUCGCCCUCAUCGGGACAGCCUUCGUCCUCAUCCGGUCCGCCCGAUGUUCCUCCAGCAAUCCGAGAUCCUGCUCGUGUUUCUUUGCUUUAGCCGACCAGAGGGACUUCUUCGAUCGCGGCGAAAAGAUCGCGAUGAGCGCGAACCGCUGCGGCUAGGAUACUUACGUCGACGCGGCGGCGUGGAAAAGAAGAUGGUAGGGGAGAUGGUGGAGGCGGCGGCGGCGGGGAAGGUGAACGGAAAAGAAAAGGCCGAGGCACUGCGCUGCGGCGCCGCAAUCCACUUGGUCUGCUCGGCUCGCUUCCUCGCCGGCCGAGAAAUGGCCCGCCUUUGAAAAGGUUGGCAAAAUUGGUAAAGGGCGGACCCGGAGGCGGGGGAGGCCCCAGCUCUUCCGGGGGUUGCCCGCGCCCAUUUCUUGCACGCAGCA
Molecule: messenger RNA, 464 nt
Organism: Amoebophrya sp. A120
Lineage: Eukaryota; Dinophyceae; Syndiniales; Amoebophryaceae
Source: the annotation of a GenBank genome assembly